AUGAGUUUAGACAAAAUCGAGCAAGAAAUAAAUUAUUUGAAACGAGAAAUCUAUCCUUAUUUCACAUCAUGCUUAGCACUUCUGAGGAGGAAAAAAACAAAUCAAUUGUCGCAGAAAAAUCAAAUUUCUUUUGAUUUACCAAAUUUGGAUGCCUUCACCCCUCACUAGAGCAAACAAGAUUUUUAUGCUUCCUCUUAAAGGAGAUAAUUUAUUAUUGUAUUAAAAAUUUUUUUUUAAUAUAAAUCCGUUUUGUAAUCUAAUUUACCUUAUAAAAUUUACGCUUAUAAGCAUUCAAGCUGCUUAAAUUUAAUAUAAUUUGCUAGAGAUCUCGUUAUAACAUUAUUAGUACUUUAUAAAAAUAAUUUAUAUUAAAAUAUUUUUUUCACAAUUAAAUAGGUUAAUUAUUCCGAAAUAGGGACUUUUCCAAUGGUUUUAAUAGGUGGAAAGUUAAUAUCUGAACUUAGUGAAGACCAAAAUUUAAUCCAGCAACUUGAAGAAAGACACAAACUGUCACAGAUUUCAUGUUCUAAUUCUCUUAAUUUGCUUAUAAAAGCUAAAGAGUCACUAGAAGCUAAAUUAAAAGCCUCAACAGUCCAGCAGAAGCAUGUUGAAAGUUCGUGUUUAAUGCUUCAAGAAGAUUACUUCUCAAGUCUAGCUAGAUAUAUAGAACUAGGGCACAGCAUCAAUAAAACAACAAAUUCAAUCAAUUCUCUUAAAAAGAAAAUAAAGAAAGCUGUCCAUGAAAAGAAUAAGGAAAAGCAGAAUAUAGAAAACAGCAUGAUGGAAAGGCUUGAUUUGGAGUCUUCUCUGCGAGAAAAAAUAAAAUCACUAGAAAAAAAAUCCCUUGUGCUACAAAAGGUUGAGACAAGCCAUGAAACAAAGGCAUCAAAGCUGUCACAAGAAAUUUCUAUUGAAAAUUGCAAAAUCGGAGAACAGGAAAUUCUCAAAAAGCAAUAUGAAAAAGAAAUUUCUCAGCUUAAUGAACAAAUUUCAAAUAAAAACUCCGAAAACGGCACAGCAAAAAAAGAAUAUAGUGACGUUUUCUUAUUAAAUGAAAAAACAAGCCGAUUUUUAUUUGAGCUUUCUAUUCAAUUUGCUAUCGACAAAGAAUCUUUUGAAAAAGUCCUAAAGCAAAAAAGUGACCAGCGAGACUACAUCUCAGUUCAAGAAAAAAAGAUUGGAAACCUCAAAUCUGAAAUAAACACCCUGCUAACAGAUAAAAAAAAAUUCAAUUUAAAUAAAGUGUGAAUUCACAGAUCAUCACGAGCAUUUAGUCAGUUUAAAUUUGCUGUAAAGAUCUCAACAAUCAAAUAUGACAUAAAAAAGCUUGCAUCUGAAGAACUGUCUGACUUCUCUCGACAAAUUGACGCUGAGAAUUCCAAAGAACUUGAAGACUUCAAAGCUAUCUGUAUCGACCAAAACGAAAACCCUCCAAAUAAAAAGCGAGGAAGAAAGCAAAAACCAAAGAAAAAAGGCUCCGAGCAAGUAGCAGUCGCAACUGAAAAUCUAGUCCAAAGGAAAAAGAAAAGCAGCGAGCCAUCUUUAGCUGGGCUAUUUAGCACAAUCACCUCAAUAAAAAACCUCCCAAAAGACAGCUCUUUAAGCUACGCUUCCAAAAAGAAAAGUUCGUCAAUUUUUGAAGACCUUUCCGACUCCUUUUUCCACUAG
This is a messenger RNA of Blepharisma stoltei, 1668 nucleotides long. NCBI's taxonomy places the organism in Eukaryota, Ciliophora, Heterotrichea, Heterotrichida, Blepharismidae. The record is from the annotation of a GenBank genome assembly.